Molecule: messenger RNA, 933 nt
Organism: Postia placenta MAD-698-R-SB12
Lineage: Eukaryota; Fungi; Basidiomycota; Agaricomycetes; Polyporales; Adustoporiaceae
Exons: 7
Coding region: 1-933 (310 amino acids)
Source: RefSeq, a predicted model, not a curated record
AUGUCCCGCCCCGUAUCCUUCACUGCCACCCGGGCUCUCGGUGUCGCCGCUGAUGAGUUCGCGGCCGCCACGCACAAGCGGCACGUCGUCGUGACCGGCGGAUCCGGCAAGCUUGGCCGUCCGACAGUCGUCGAGCUCGUCGCGAACGGCUGGGAGGUGAUCAACUUCGACAAGCAGCUGCCCCCGCCGACUGCGCCGAAGGAGGCGCAGUUCAUGCACACGGACCUUGAAGACAUGGGCCAGGUCAUGGAGAACCUGAUCGAAGUGGAUACGAAAUACAAGAACAUCGAUGCAAUUGUGCACCUCGCGGCCCUCCCUGCGCCCGGAAUGAUGGCGUCCUCGACGCAGUUCCAGUUGAACGCGAUGUCGACCUACAACAUCCUCGAGGCCUCGCGCAAGCUCGGUAUCAAAAACCUCGUGCUCGCCUCGUCCGAGACUCUCCUCGGUCUUCCGCUCAACCCCUGGCUGCCAGACUACAUCCCCAUGGACGAGAACUCGCCCCGCCGGCCAGAGACGGCGUACUCGCUCAGCAAGCUCGUCGGCGAGGUCAUGGCCCAAGAGUACACGCGAUGGGACUCGACGACGAAGAUCGUCUCGCUGCGCUUCUCGAACGUGAUGUCUCCAGAGGACUUUGCCGCGUUCGAGACGUGGCAGGACGACCCGAAGAUCCGGAAGUGGAAUCUGUUCGGAUACAUCGACGCUCGGGAUGGUGCCCAAGCGAUCCGCAAGUCCCUCGAAUACAAGGCGACGGGCCAUCACCAGUUCAUUAUUGCGAACAAUAACACGACCAUGCGCGCGCCAAACGCAGAGCUAGUGGCGGCAUGUUUCCCGGGUGUCCCAUACAAACCGACGCCAGGCGCAAAUGACACGCUGCUCAGCAUUGACAAGGCGAAGCGUGUGCUCGGAUACUCUCCGAAGUACGACUGGAAGUAA